Molecule: messenger RNA, 801 nt
Organism: Suillus paluster
Lineage: Eukaryota; Fungi; Basidiomycota; Agaricomycetes; Boletales; Suillaceae
Product: O-methyltransferase-domain-containing protein
Exons: 7
Coding region: 148-678 (176 amino acids)
Molecular function (GO): O-methyltransferase activity
Source: RefSeq, a predicted model, not a curated record
AUAGGAUGAUGAACACGACGUGCGUGCGGAGUCAUCCACCGAUGACUGACAACUCACAAAAUCUUGUGCAGAGUUUUCACAGAGGCAUGUUGGGCCUUAGAGACAUUACGGGCGCUGCUACUGUGCUGCAUCAAUAUCCUUGGAGCGAUGACCAUGCCCUUGGCGAAGAUGUUCCCUCAUCUCAGAAUCGCCAAUCAGGAUCUUCCGGAAAUUAUGCCGCAGGCACAAAAUGCAUGGGAGAAGAACGUUCCUGAGGCACUGCUCGAUGACCGGGUGGAGUUCGUGGCAUCCAACUUCUUCGAGGACAUACCUGUUGCUGGAAAGGAUGUUUACUAUUUGAGGAACAUCAUUCACGACUGGCCGGACGUCGAAUCAACGGUGAUCCUCCGUAAUAUUCGUCAAGCAAUGGGACCAAACAGCAGAGUGUUAAUUCAUGAUUGCGUGCUCUUCCGCACACUCCAAGAGCCUGGCACAGGAGUUAACGAGUUUACCAAGCGCCCGAACCUAUGUUAUCGAACUCGGGGCAGGCAGUCACAUAUCGUACCAACGAGACAUGCUGAUGUGGUUUUUUUAAUGCCAAUGAGCGAACUUUGGACGAGUUCAAGGACAUUGGUACUCACUCGGGUUUAUGAUCUUGUGGCGACGAUGGUCAUGGAAUUCCGAAUCGCUCAGGACUAAUGCCAAGAACAAUUAUGUGGUAUAUAUUCUGUCAUUGUACACUUUCCUAUGGAAGCCUAGACACUCGUGCUCCUUUAUCAGCGUCACACAUCCGUAGCAGGCAAUAGGACUUCGUACACCGCA